Vidua macroura (Pin-tailed whydah) is the source of this 5630-nucleotide messenger RNA. It is a transcript of the gene SATB2, whose product is annotated as SATB homeobox 2. The record is from RefSeq and is a predicted model, not a curated record. The transcript is spliced from 10 exons. Bases 854 to 3049 code for a protein of 731 amino acids. Gene Ontology annotation, biological process: regulation of transcription by RNA polymerase II; chromatin remodeling. Gene Ontology annotation, molecular function: DNA-binding transcription factor activity, RNA polymerase II-specific; RNA polymerase II cis-regulatory region sequence-specific DNA binding. NCBI's taxonomy places the organism in Eukaryota, Metazoa, Chordata, Aves, Passeriformes, Viduidae.
GAAGUCGUCUCCCUUUCCCUUCUGCGCCGCAGCCGACGGCCCCACGCCUCCCCGCCCCCUCGUCCCGACCUCUCCGCUCCGCUCGCCACCGGGGACCCUCCGGGACGGGGCUCUACCCUUGCCGCCCCGCGGGAAACCGCCCCGGCCCCGCCGCCUCAGCACCCCUGGAGGAGGGCGAGGAGGGGGCUGGGGGUGGGGGGAAGGAGUAGAAGCGAAGAACGCAGCGUGGGAGAAGGAAACAGGAAAACUUUCCACCCUGGAUUCUCUACUUCUGAUCCAUGGACAGAGCCCAACUCAGCCAACUUACAGACAGGCUAUAAGCAGUAAGUACAGCGGCAGCUCGCGGGAGCCGCUCGCUAUAGGCUUCCUGGCCAGCAGCCGGCUACUCCGUGGCUGCACAGCUGGCCGGCGCGGGGGGGGCCGUGCCAGCGGGGCCGUCUGGACUGGCAGCCUCUUCCCCGCGGCCCCCGGGGGAGGGCCGGGACUACGGCCGGACCCGGGGCGCAGCACCUGGCUGCAGCAGGCGGCUGGGCUGCUUGCCUGCCGAGCGCGAUGGGAACCGGGGCGCAGCACUGCCUGCCCCCGCCCGCGGCAGGUUGGCGCCGGGCGGGUGAGGAGAACCGCUCGCUUCCAGCGGAGCCGGCUCCGGCGGCGGGAGCGGGGCGGCAUCGCACCCGGCCGCUACUCGCCUGGCUUCACGGAGCUGAACCGCUCUGGAGACGCGCAUCGGGAGCCCGGCCGGGUGAGCGGGGCCCGGUACUGGCCCGCGGCCACUGAAGCGCUCCUUGUUUCUCUCGCCCUAGGUCCGUGCUCCUUCUACUGCGACCUGCCAGCGGGAGCAGCGUCCCCGAGCAUGGAGCGGAGGAGCGAGAGCCCCUGCCUGCGGGACAGCCCCGACAGAGGCAGCGGCAGCCCCGAUGUCAAAGGGCCCCCCCCCGGGAAGGUGGCCAGGCUGGAGCAGAACGGUAGCCCCAUGGGCACCCGCGGGAGGCCCAACGGCGCCGUCACCAAGCCCGUGGGAGGUUUGAUGAUUCCAGUCUUUUGUGUGGUGGAGCAGUCAGACGCCUCUCUUGAAUACGAUAAUCGAGAAGAGCAUGCUGAGUUCGUUCUGGUUCGCAAAGAUGUGCUCUUUAGCCAGCUGGUGGAGACAGCGCUCCUGGCUCUGGGGUAUUCCCACAGUUCUGCAGCUCAGGCACAAGGAAUAAUCAAGCUUGGGAGGUGGAAUCCCCUCCCUCUCAGUUAUGUGACUGACGCACCAGAUGCGACAGUAGCCGACAUGCUACAAGAUGUCUAUCAUGUUGUGACAUUGAAAAUCCAAUUACAAAGUUGUUCAAAGUUGGAAGACUUGCCAGCAGAGCAGUGGAACCAUGCCACAGUUCGCAAUGCCUUAAAGGAACUGCUCAAAGAGAUGAAUCAGAGCACAUUAGCCAAAGAAUGCCCUCUCUCACAGAGUAUGAUUUCAUCCAUUGUAAAUAGUACAUACUAUGCCAAUGUGUCAGCAACCAAGUGCCAGGAGUUUGGGAGAUGGUACAAAAAGUACAAGAAGAUUAAAGUGGAAAGAGUGGAAAGAGAAAACCUUUCAGACUAUUGUGUUCUUGGUCAACGUCCCAUGCACUUACCAAAUAUCAACCAGCUGGCAACUUUGGGAAAAUCUAAUGAACAAUCUCCUCAUGGCCAAAUUCACCACAGUGCUCCAAUCCGAAACCAAGUGCCAACGAUGCAAACCAUGAUAAACCCUGGGCUCCUGUCUCCUCAGCUCAGUCCACAACUGGUGAGGCAGCAGAUAGCCAUGGCCCAUCUGAUAAACCAGCAGAUUGCUGUCAGCCGACUGUUGGCUCACCAGCACCCACAGGCUAUCAACCAGCAGUUCUUGAAUCAUCCACCCAUCCCUAGAGCUGUCAAACCAGAGCCAUCAAAUUCAUCGGUGGAAGUCUCUCCAGAUAUUUACCAGCAAGUCAGAGAUGAGCUGAAGAGAGCCAGUGUGUCUCAAGCUGUCUUUGCAAGAGUAGCAUUCAACCGCACACAGGGUUUGUUGUCAGAGAUCCUGCGUAAAGAAGAAGACCCUAGGACAGCUUCCCAGUCCCUCCUGGUAAACUUACGGGCAAUGCAGAAUUUCCUCAACUUGCCUGACUCAGAGCGGGAUCGUAUAUAUCAGGAUGAGAGAGAGAGAAGUAUGAACCCAAAUGUGAGCAUGGUAUCUUCAGCUGCCAGCAGCCCAAGCUCCUCCAGAACACCCCAGGCCAAAACCUCGACACCAACAACAGACCUCCCCAUUAAGGCGGACAGCGCCAACGUCAACAUCACAGCUGCCAUUUAUGAUGAGAUCCAACAGGAGAUGAAAAGGGCCAAGGUAUCUCAAGCUCUGUUUGCCAAAGUGGCUGCCAAUAAAAGUCAGGGCUGGCUGUGUGAACUGCUGCGCUGGAAAGAAAACCCAAGCCCAGAAAACCGCACCCUUUGGGAGAACCUCUGCACCAUUCGCCGCUUCCUGAACCUUCCCCAGCACGAGAGGGAUGUGAUCUAUGAGGAAGAGUCCAGACACCACCACAGCGAGCGUAUGCAGCACGUGGUCCAGCUCACGCCCGAGCCUGUGCAGGUGCUGCACAGACAGCAGUCCCAGCCUGCCAAGGAGAAUUCCCCACCUAGAGAAGAGGCUCCUCCUCCACCUGCUGAGGACAGUUGUGCCAAAAAGCCAAGAUCCCGUACCAAGAUCUCCUUGGAAGCUCUAGGUAUCCUUCAAAGCUUUAUUCACGACGUGGGUCUCUACCCCGAUCAGGAAGCCAUCCACACCCUCUCUGCUCAGCUGGAUCUCCCCAAACACACCAUCAUCAAAUUCUUCCAGAACCAGCGUUACCACGUAAAGCACCACGGGAAGCUAAAAGAGCACUUGGGAACGGUGGUUGACGUGGCAGAGUACAAGGAUGAGGAGCUGCUGACAGAGUCGGAGGAGAACGACAGUGAGGAAGGCUCUGAGGAAAUGUACAAAGUGGAGGCUGAGGAAGAGAAUCCCGACAAAAGCAAGGCGGCUCCAGCAGACAUCGACCAGAGAUAAUGUGAGAUAGGAGUGCAGAAAGCAAUACAUUGAUCCAAGGAUUUUCUGAGGUUUUAUUUUUGAUUUUUUUCCUCGUUUUACUUUUUGUUUGUUUGUUUCCAUUGCGCAUGAUCCAUGUGCAAACCGAAUGAAUUCAGCGUUGCCCGAUCAGACAUCGCCUUGACACAGACACUCGAGUGUUACACUUUCGACAUCUGACUGAAGCAAUUGUAGUCACAUAGGAUUAUGCCUUCAUCAAUCUUGCACUUAUGAAAGGGACAGCUAGCAAGUAAAUGGGAAGAAAAGUCCUAUGAAAUCAGUGAAGGGAAAUUUACAACUUUGUGUGUGUAUAUAUAUAUUUACAUAAUAUAUAUAUAUAUAUUAAAUUGCAUGGGACUGAACUUUACAACCUGAAAGUAUAGACUGUGAAAUGAGUUCUUUAAAGAUGAGACUUGUUUAUGUUUUAAAACCACUUCACAAUGAGUUGCUUUGGCUUUUUGAUAAACUGCCGCCUGCUCUCAGGGUGUGGUGACUAUUUUUGAAUUCCUAUUUAUUUUCUAUGUUUAUCCCUGAUUUUUUUUCAUUAUUGUAUGGCUUCCUAUCUGGCAACUUGAUGGGUAAUUUUUGAGGUAUUUAAAGACAUAAAUCAACACUGCCAAAAAAAAGAAAAGAGGAAAAAAAGAGAGAAAAUAGAAAAACAAAUCAGGGCACCUUAAAACGAAAACUAGUAAGUUAAAAGUACUUUGAACACAAUGCACACUUAAAAGGAUGCAGCAUGUUCCACUCUCCAGAUAGUCCUUUCUGUAGUGAACAGAUGAGUUUUCAUGGGAUUCAGAAUGACUUAAGCUGAAAUGCAGUGCAUAGAAGACUUGUCCAUUAACGAGGUCUUUAUAGAAAGAGAAAAAAGAUAAAUGUGUUGAGAUUUGAUGUAUGGAAUUCAUACUAUCAACCACAUUUUACCGUGGAUUUUAUUUACCUGUUCUCUGUUUCAGAUCUUAAAAUUUAUAAGCUUCCUUCUUGUUGUUGCUUUUUGUUCAUACUGAAGUGAAACACACACACACACACACGUGUAAAGUUACAUUGCGACACAAAACGCCACAAUCCCGAGAAUCCUGGCCAGGUAAAUUACUGACAGCCCGAGGGUUUGCAUUGCUGACUUCCCGCUCGCCCUCCUCGCAGCCUCCCCCGUGUUUCUGUUGUAGCUGGGCUUCCCCGUGUCCCGCGUUCCGUGCCAGUGCAAUGAAGUGUUUUCAGCCGCAGGUCCCGUCCCUGCGGGCCCGGCGCUCCCGCCCGCCUGGGCCGAGGCUCCGCAGCAGCCAGGUAGCAGCUACGUUACACAGAGCAGAGCAGAGCCUAUCCCGACUGACUCUUGGACGGCCUGAGCGCUAAAGCUGCAAUCUGCCAUAGCGUCCACCCGCUCUGAGGCACCCUGUCGAGAGAGACGCCAAGUAGCAUUUACUUUUCACUUCGUGCAAUGAUUUCCGAGACAAAGACCUCACCUUGCAGCUGGAUUGAUUUCAGACGCCUCUAAACUGCAGCCAUAACGGUACCAACAAGGCUUCUGGCUUUUUUCUUCCUUUUUUCACAUGGGCUUUUCACGUAAUCUUGACAAAGACCUCAUGCAAUAUCACUUUGAAAGUUACUUUCUGUUUACUACACCAGGCAAUGUAAUAUAACUGUUAAUACUAUUUAUAUAUUUGAAAGGUAUAAAAGGUAGGAGUUAAAAACGAAAAACAAACCUCUACGUGUAGAUAUUUACUCAGAACAGACAAUAUACAGGGAGAAGACGUUGCAAUACAAGCUAAUUCUAGCUGCUCAGUAACCUCUGGAGUUUUUAUGAGAUUUUUUCAGAGCUAAUGUUUGAAACAUGAGUAUCUCUGCAUAAAUUUCAUAUACCUUUGCAAAAUUAUGGUGGGUUGCUUACUUAAUGCCCCUUUUGCUCUUCAUCCUUUAGUUCUGUAGUAUGCUGCAGCUUUAAUCAGAAUUUCAAUGGUUGCUGCUUUAUGUUUCUCUCAGAGCUACGCUUUCAAAACUGUCUUCUUAUCCUGUAGCUGAAAUCACUCCAUACAUUUGAAAGGAAACUGAAUUUUGCCAAGCUAUGUAAGUUGUUAAUCUGAUGAUGGCAUCAACAUUUGGUAUCUUUUACACUUCAACCAAAAAUUUUAUUAGGUAUUUUUUCAAUGCUGAGUCUUGCCUUUUUAUUUUUAAUUUCACUGCCAAUUUUGCAGUGGUUCUAAGUGAAUCUGUGGGCAUUUUAGCCUGUGGUCUUGCCAGAACUUUGCGAAUUACAAUGCAUAUAUGUCUAUUUAUUCAAUAUCCAUCAUAUAAUAUCUAUUUGGAGAAAGAAACUUUUCUUGUAGUGCCUCUUAACAAAGCACAAUUUUCCGCCUUUUUUGUGAAAUAAAAAAUAAAAAAAACAAAUUGUGUUUAUUGCGGUAUCAACAAUGUGAAUAAGGAUUAACAUAUUGUAAAUGUUCAUUUUUCCAUGUAAAUCAACUUUAUCUUCGUUAUCACUAAGUGAUAAUUAAUUUUUAACUUAUGUGCAUUGUUAGGCUGUUAGAAUUUUUUGGUUGUUGAAAUAAAACGCAUUCAAUAAAUAUGA